This is a messenger RNA of Opisthorchis viverrini, 324 nucleotides long. RefSeq lists its product as hypothetical. The transcript has 2 exons. Bases 1 to 324 code for a protein of 107 amino acids. The record is from RefSeq and is a predicted model, not a curated record. Lineage: Eukaryota; Metazoa; Platyhelminthes; Trematoda; Opisthorchiida; Opisthorchiidae.
AUGAGCGAAUACUUGCGCCUUCUCCUCCUCUUCGAACAUGAGAACGAUGUCGUCUGCAUAUUCCAGAUCGACAAGGUUUUCUUCACUGGCUAUUUGAACACCAGGGUUUUGGAGACCCUCCAGCGUUCGUCUCAUUAUUUCAUCGACCACAAAGUUAAAAAGGAAUGGAGAGAGUGGGCAUCCCUGACGGAUGCCCAUCAUGACGAGGUUUAUGGCUGGAAAAAGUGGGCACACCUGACAGACACCAUUUUGCGUGCAGAGGCUUUAGAAGAGAUCUCCGCAUACUAUCAGGCGCCCGAAAGUAUGACAAUACAUAAAACUUAA